AAGCCCACAGAGACAACGAUGGGGUGGAGAUGUGUGUCGUUGUGUUUUCUUGCUCUGUCUCUCGCAAUUGUCAUCGAUGUUGAAGGCAGACGAGUUCACAACCAUGUCGGCAGCAUCUGCAGCACAUGGGGCAGAGAGCACUUCAAGACAUUCGACGGGGAUGUGUAUCAGUUCCCUGGUUUGUGCGAAUACAAUCUGGCCUCCGACUGCCACGAGACCUACCAGGAGUUUUCAGUGCACAUGAAGAGGAAGGAGAGCGAUGGGGACCCUACAGUCAGUUAUGUGGUGGUCACCAUCAACGACCUUUCAUUCCACCUCACCACGGGCCUGAUCACUGUGAACGGCCUUCCAAUCAAAAUGCCAUACUACAACGCAGGCGUACAAGUGGAAAAAAAUGCAGUUUACAUCAAGCUCCAAUCCAAAGUCGGCAUCACCGUCAUGUGGAACGGUGACGAUGCAGUCAUGGUGGAACUGGAUCCUGAUUAUGCUAAUCGUACUUGUGGACUUUGUGGAGACUUUAAUGGUGUUCCUGUCUACAAUGAGUUAAUUCAUAACGGUCGCAAAAUGAGCCCCAUUGAGUUUGGCAACGCACACAAAGUCCAUCGUCCAAACGAUGAUUGUGAAGACCCCUUUGAAGAGGAAGGUGAAUCACUGGAGGAUGUGCUGGUUUCCUGCAAGGAGUUUCAAACCACCUGUGACCAGAUGCUGCGUUCGGCAUCCUGGAGCUCCUGCACCCAACUGAUUGACCCUAAACCUUACAUCCAGGCCUGUGUGCAGGACAUGUGUGGCUGCACCAACAGUACAAGUGACUUCUGUGUCUGCAGCACACUGUCGGAGUUCUCUCGACAAUGUUCCCAUGCGGGAGGACAGCCUCCCAACUGGAGGACACCUCAGUUCUGUGCUAAACAGUGCCCAUUCAACAUGAUUUAUGAAGAGAGCGGUUCCCCUUGCAUGGAUACAUGCACAAAUCAAGAUACAAGUUCACUGUGUGAGGAUCACAAAAUGGACGGCUGCUUCUGUCCUCCUGGAACUGUGUUUGAUGAUAUUUCAAUGAGAGGGUGUAUUGCUCAAUCUGAAUGUCAGUGCAAACACAACAAAAUCUAUAACUCCGGUGAGGUUUACCGACAAGACAGAGAGGAAUGUACAUGUUUUGAAGGCAGAUGGGCUUGUAAGAGCCUUCAGACACCUGCCACAUGUGCAGUAGAAGAGGGUUCACAUGUGACGACCUUUGAUGGGAAAACCUACACCUUCCACGGAGAAUGUUACUACACCCUAGCCAAAGUGCAAAGGAAGGAUGAUGCAAGUCCAAAGUUUACCAUCCUGGUUCAGUUGGUUCCAUGUGUAAACCAGAAGUUUGACACUUGUCUAAAGAGCCUUAAAAUCGUGCUGAACAAUGACAGAAACAAUGUGUUAAUGUUCACUUCUGAUGGCACAGUAAAGCAGAAUAUGCAGACCAUCACUUUGCCAUACCACUCAGGUGACAUCAACAUCUUCCAUGCAUCAUCCUUUCACGUCAUGCUCCAGACCAGUUUUGGUUUGCAGAUUCAGAUCCAGCAUGUGCCUAUCAUGCAAGUUUAUGUCAGUUUGGAUCAGAGCUACAGAGCAAAGACACGUGGUUUAUGUGGGAACUACAACAUGAUCUUGUCUGAUGACAUGAAGACUCCUCAGGGGAUUGUGGAGGGAACAUCAGCAACUUUCUGUAAUUCGUGGAAAGCAAAUCUCAUGUGCAGAGACAGAGAGGAAAGACUUGAUGACCCCUGUUCCCUCAGUUUGGAAAAUGAGUGGUACGCCAAACACUGGUGUGCCUUACUGGUCAAUCCAGACAGCAUCUUUGCUCAAUGCCAUUCAGUGGUGGAUCCUGAGAUGUACCACAAGCGAUGUACUUAUGCCAGCUGUAACUGUGACAAGAGUGAGGCCUGCCUGUGUGCCGUCUUCUCCUCCUACGCACGUGCUUGUGCAUCAAAGGGAGUGUUUUUGACAGGCUGGAGAGAAAAUGUGUGCGAUAAAUACACAAAGAGCUGCCCAGCAACUCAGGUCUUCUCAUACAAGCAUCAGAGAUGCCAGUUGACUUGCAGAUCACUGGGCUCAAAGCAGCAGAGCUGCACUUCUGAUUUCUUGCCUGUGGAUGGCUGCUCCUGCUCUGAGGGUCUCUACCUAAAUGAAAACGGCAUCUGCGUCCCUGUGGAAAAAUGUUCCUGCUACCAUAACGAAGUCUACAUUAAACCCGGAAAGUCUAUCAGCAUCAAAGACGAGCACUGCGUGUGCACUAAUGGAAUACUUCAUUGCCGUUCUUGGAGAACCCGUUCAUCAUUAUGCCCUUCUCCACAAGUAUACUUCAACUGCUCCACUGCGACCACAGGAGAACUUGGACUGCAGUGUGCUCGAACUUGUUUAAAUCUGGACAACGAUGAUUGUGACUCCACAGAGUGUGAAUCUGGCUGUCAGUGUCCAAGUGGCCUCCUUUUUGAUGGCAAAGGUGCCUGUGUGAAAGAAAAUGAAUGUCCAUGUCAGCAUGAUGGGCAUAUUUAUGCCCCUGGAACACAAAUCCCUAACCAAUGCAACACCUGUACCUGCAAAAGUGGAAACUGGGAGUGCACAGAGAAAAAAUGUCCAGGAACUUGCAUUAUUUACGGGAGUGGUCACUACAAUACAUUUGAUAAGAAAACAUAUGGGUUUCAAGGAAAGUGUGGCUAUGUUGCUGUCAAGAACAAAUGUGGCAAUAAAACAGUUCAGGACAACUUCGGAGUCAUCACAGAAAAUGUACCGUGUGGAACUACAGGCACGACGUGCUCCAAAAUUGUCCGAAUCCAACUAGGGAGAAUGGAAAUCAAACUAGCGAAGGGUAAAUAUGAAGAGCUGGAUCUGGGACAUGGCACACAGAUUCAGUACAAAAUAAGGCAUGUCGGCUUGUAUCUGGUGAUAGAAUCUGCCAUUGGUCUGGCAGUGAUGUGGGAUCGCAAAACAACUGUUCGCAUCCUCCUGGAACCACAGCACAGCGGAGAGGUAUGUGGCCUGUGUGGAGAUUUUGAUGGCGAUGCACAGGAUGACUUUACCACCCAGGGUCAGCUGAUAGUUAGCAAUGUGUUAGAAUUUGCAAACAGCUGGAAAAUGUCGAGCACCUGCCCAGAUGCAGAAAUGAACGUUGACCCAUGUGGAGCAACGCCCAACAGACACCACUGGGCAAAAAUGAUGUGCAGCAUUAUAACUGGAAACACAUUCAAAGAGUGCCACAAUAAGGUAAAUCCCCUUCCAUAUUAUGAAAACUGUGUGAAAGACUCAUGUGCCUGCGACGCCGGAGGAGACUGUGAGUGUUUCUGCUCAGCAGUUGCAGCUUAUGCUCAAGCUUGUAAUGAGGCUGGUUCCUGCGUUGCAUGGAGAACUCCGGAAAUCUGUCCUAUCUUCUGUGAUUACUACAACAACCCAGAUGAAUGCAACUGGCACUACAGCCCUUGUCACACACCUUGUUAUAAGACCUGUUUAAAUCCAGACGGAAUUUGUAGCAACCCUAUACCCAACCUGGAAGGCUGUUACCCUCGAUGCCCGAUAAAUAAGCCAAUAUUUGAUGAGGAGACCCAGAUGUGUGUGGAGGAAUGUGAUGGUUGCUUUUAUAAUGAAACAAGAUAUGAGGAAAAUGAAGUUAUUUACAAUGUGACUGACAACUUGGGAAUGUGCUACCAUGCAAUCUGCAUUAAUACAACAGUGAUACAUGGAAAUCAACCCUGUUCUACAACAACGCCCCCACCACCUGAACCUACUACUACAACUGAAGCACCAACCACAACCACAGAAUCUACAACACCACCACCACCUGAACCUACUACUACAACUAAAGCACCAACCACAACCACAGAAUCUACAACACCACCACCUGAACCUACUACUACAACUGAAGCACCAACCACAACCACAAAAUCUACAACAGCACCACCCAAACCUACUACUACAACUGAAGCACCAACAACAACCACAAAAUCUACAACACCACCACCUGAACCUACUACUACAACUGAAGGGCCAACUACUGUUUCCACAACUUUAACAUCAUUAGGAGUUGAAACUGGUCCCACAGAGCAUCCCACAAUGCCGCCAUCAACUGAGCAGGUUAUCAGCAACCUUACAACACCUGAAACUACGCCAACAACAGUAAUCAUUCCGAGUGCCACUACAGGAUGCUUCUGUAUAGUUAAUGGCAAGCAUUAUAGGCCUGGGCAGGUAAUAUUUGACAGGGAACACAUUGGAUCAGGUGUAUGUCUCACAAUGAUAUGUUCUGAUAUUUGUGAAAUUCGCAACAAGACUGAAGCUUGUUGGUCCACACCUGCCCCAACAACGAAACCUUCUGUACCUACUUGCCCUGAAUGGAAUGUAACACAAAAUGAGACCUUCUACUUGUGCAACUGCACCAUGGCCAGAUGCAUUGAGAACAAUACAAUUGAAAUAAUUCCAUAUGAAUGUCCACCCCUUGAGAACAUCACUUGUUCCAAUGGAAAGAAACCAGUUCUUGUGUAUGAUGCGUACCACUGCUGCCAACAGUACGCUUGUGACUGUGUAUGUGAAGGCUGGGGAGAUCCUCAUUACAUAACAUUUGAUGGAUUGUACUACAGUUAUCAAGGAAACUGUACUUAUGUCCUGAUGGAAGAGAGAUUACCAAUAUAUGACUUGAAAAUUUAUAUUGACAAUGUCUAUUGUGAUCCCACUGAAGAUGUUUCUUGUCCACGAUCGAUAGUUAUUUCAUAUGGAUUGCAAGUUAUCACCCUCAUGAAUCAUAACCUUAUUGGAGCAGCGCAGUUAGAGGCACUAAAAAAUGGAGUCCGUUUGAGGCUACCUUAUUCACAAGACGGUGUUAAGGUCUUGGAUUCUGGCAUUAACUUGAUUUUGGAGAUCCCUCGUCUAAAAGUGGUCAUAACAUUUGGAAUCACUGGCUUUAGUGUCACCCUUCCAUAUCAAUACUUUGGCAAAAACACACAGGGCCAUUGUGGAACAUGCAAUAACAACCAGGAGGAUGACUGCAUGUUGCCUGGAGGCCAGCUGGCGGGAAGUUGUGCUGUGAUGGCUGACUAUUGGCCUGCAAAACACAUUUACCAACCCAACUGCGAGAUACCAUCUGUACUGCCCACCAAUACACCUGAACCUCAACCAACCUUUGCUCCAUGCAGUCCCGACUCCAUGUGUGAUAUGCUUAAGAGCAGUGUAUUUGCAGAGUGCCAUCCCUUUGUCUCUCCUGACAAAUUCUACCAAGGUUGUGUUUUUGAUAGCUGCCAUGUUUCCAACCCAGUAGUAGAGUGCACAAGUUUGCAGACUUAUGCUGCUGCCUGUGCUCAGGCUGGAGUUUGUCUUCACUGGAGGAACCACACCAAACUGUGUGCAAGUGAUUGCCCAUCAAACAAAGUUUACAAGCCAUGUGGUCCUGUAGAACAACCAACCUGUGAAGACAAUCCUAAUGAACCACCUAUGAACUUCCCUACUGAGGGCUGCUUUUGUCCUGAGGGAAUGAAACUCUUCAACAAAGAGUCUAGUAUAUGUGUUGAUAAGUGUGGAUGUCUUGAUCCUGAGGGCAUUCCUCGUGAGUUUAAUGAGAGGUUUGAGUACAAAUGCCAAAACUGCAUCUGUGAGGAGUCCACCAAGACUGUGACAUGCAAGCCGAAGGUGUGCCCAACACCACCUCUAACAAACUGCACUGGUCCAGGGUUUGUGCUUGUCAACCAAACUAAUCCAUCAGACCGCUGCUGUACUACCUUUGUUUGCAAAUGUCAAAGCAACAAUUGCCCAUACACCAACAUGAACUGUCCGGUUGGAUAUAUGCCAGUUGUCAGUGUUCCUGAGGGAAAAUGCUGUCCAGAACAUAAAUGUGAGCCUAAAAGAGUUUGUGUCCACAAGAAUGUGGAAUACCAGCCUGGUUCUUUAGUUCCUGGCAAUGUUUGUCAGGAUUGUACCUGUACAAAUAAGGUCGACCCCGGUAAUGGCCUAUUCCAGAUAUCUUGUGAGUUUCAGCAAUGUCGAGAAAACUGUGAUAUGGGAUAUCAAUAUGUGGAAACUGAUUUAGAUGAAUGCUGUGGGAAGUGUGUACAGACAAUUUUGAGUGCAGCCUCUGCUUCCAUCAGGUACUCUGAAGCAGCAGCUUCUAUGCUGCAUUCUUGCUCCUGCUGUAAAGAGACACGCACCUCCAAUCGCACUGUUGACUUGCACUGCUUGAAUGGAGAUGUGGUUCCCUACACAUACACCCAUGUGGAGGAGUGUGGCUGUGGGCACACAGACUGCACCAGACCGGCUGGACAACCUGCUCGCAGGAGGCGAAGCUUCACACUGGUGUGA
Morone saxatilis (striped sea-bass) is the source of this 6309-nucleotide messenger RNA. Its product is annotated as mucin-2-like. NCBI's taxonomy places the organism in Eukaryota, Metazoa, Chordata, Actinopteri, Moronidae. The record is from RefSeq and is a predicted model, not a curated record. The coding region runs from base 19 to 6309 and encodes 2096 amino acids. Gene Ontology annotation, cellular component: extracellular matrix. The transcript has 42 exons. Gene Ontology annotation, molecular function: protein binding.